This is a messenger RNA of Carica papaya (papaya), 2844 nucleotides long. The record is from RefSeq and is a predicted model, not a curated record. NCBI's taxonomy places the organism in Eukaryota, Viridiplantae, Streptophyta, Magnoliopsida, Brassicales, Caricaceae.
AGAGAGAAAGCGAAAGCAGGAGAGAGAGAGGGGGAGAGAUAAAGUGAAGAGAAGAAAAAACCGGAGAGAGAGAGAGUCCCAGAAAGUUAAACUUGAGAAACAGUGACGAGAGAGAGAGAGAGAGAUGCAGAGCUGUGGAUAAAUACUGAAGUAUUUGAUAGAUACAGGGAGAGUUCCAUGUAUUCUGCUCUGAUUACUUUUCAUACGCCUUAUUGUGAAGGCUUGCCAAGUCAAACCUCGCAAAAGCAAGAGAGGAGUUGUAAUAAUUCGUGAACUGCUACGGUGAUUGGUUUGUAUUUGAAAACUGCGAUCGGAAGAGUCAUCGGAUGAUAUUUCCGAUCGUCGGAGAUCGGAGGAUAUGCUCGGAGGCGGAGCUGGGGGAUUCGGUGGUUGCUGCUUCGGGGGAGUCAAGCGGUGACGUGGCUCAUGUUGAAAAUAGGAGGAGGUGGUGGUGGUGGUGGAGGAGGUGGAGGAGAAGUAAAGUUGUGGUUGUAGUUGGAAGAGGAGGAUGAAGAAAGGGAAAGGGAGGAAUAACGGCUUAUUGCCGAAUUCGCUGAGGAUUAUAUCUUCUUGCCUCAAGACGGUGUCGUCUAAUGCCAGUAACGUAGCUUCUUCAGUUCGCUCCGCUGGUGCUUCCGUUGCUGCUUCUAUUUCUACUACCGAGGAUCACAAAGAUCAGGUGACAUGGGCUGGCUUUGAUAAGCUGGAGGUUGGUCCAUCUAGCUUCAAACAGGUUCUAUUGCUUGGUUAUCAGAAUGGCUUUCAAGUCUUUGAUGUGGAGGAUGCCUCCAAUUUUAAUGAACUGGUCUCAAAGCGUGAAGGUCCAGUUUCUUUCUUACAGAUGCAACCAUUACCUGCAAAAUGUAAUGGUCAAGAAGGCUUUAGAAGAUCACAUCCUUUAUUGUUAGUUGUUGCUGGAGAUGACACUAACAAUGUAAGCUUGGGGCCAAAUCGUGCCCAUUUGAGUAUAUCUAAAGAUGGUAACAUAGAUUCUCCAUCAGGAAACUGUGUCAGUUCUCCUACAACUGUUCGGUUUUUCUCCCUUCGAUCUCAUUGUUAUGUGCAUGUUCUGAGAUUUCGAUCAUCUGUAUGCAUGGUUCGAUGCAGUUCGCAUAUCGUUGCUGUUGGUCUUGCAACCCAAAUAUAUUGCUUUGAUGCACUGACACUGGAGAAUAUAUUCAGCGUUCUCACCUAUCCUGUUCCACAGUUGGCAGGCCAAGGAACAGUUGGGGUUAAUGUUGGAUAUGGUUCCAUGGCAUUGGGUCCAAGGUGGCUGGCUUAUGCAUCCAACAAUCCACUGUUGUUGAACACAGGCCGUUUAAGUCCACAAAACCUUUCUCCUUCUUCAGGUGUUAGUCCAUCUACAUCACCAGGUGGCAGUAGUUUGGUGGCUCGUUAUGCAAUGGAGUCUAGCAAGCAGCUAGCUGCUGGGUUAAUCAAUCUGGGGGACAUGGGGUAUAAAACAUUGUCAAAGUACUGCCAAGAGCUCCUUCCUGAUGGGUCUAAUUCUCCAGUAACACCUAACUCAAUAUGGAAAGUUGGUAGAGUGGGUGGAGCAGAAGUAGACAAUGCGGGGAUGGUUGUUGUCAAGGAUAUUGUCACUCGAGCUGUUGUAUCACAAUUUAAGGCUCAUACAAGUCCCAUUUCUGCAUUAACUUUUGAUCCUAGUGGAACCCUUCUGGUUACUGCUUCAGUAUAUGGGAACAACAUAAAUAUUUUCCGGCUCCUUCCAUCUUAUACACGCAGUGGAAGUGGUGUUAAAAGCUACAACUGGAACUCUUCUCAUGUGCAUCUCUACAGACUGCAUCGAGGAAUAACAUCUGCUAUGAUCCAGGAUAUUUGCUUUAGUCAUUAUAGUCAGUGGGUUGCAAUUGUUUCAUCAAAAGGAACUUGUCAUAUUUUUGUUUUAUCCCCAUUUGGUGGGAUGCUGGGUUUUCAAACUGUAAAUUCUCAUGGGGAAGAGCCCUCACUGUUUCCCGUAUUGUCUCUACCUUGGUGGUCUACCCCAUCUUUCACCAAUAAUCAACAAUCAUUUCCACCUCCACCUCCCGUUGCCCUCUCUGUGGUGAGCAGAAUAAAAUACAGUAGUUUUGGAUGGCUUAAUACCAUAAGCAAUGCCGCUGCUUCUGCAACUGGGAAGGUUUUUGUGCCAUCUGGUGCUGUUGCUUCUGUUUUCCAUAAUUCUAUAUCAUACGGUGUUCAGCAUGUUAACUCAAGACUCAAUUCCUUAGAGCAUCUGUUGGUUUACACUCCAUCAGGUCAUGUAGUGCAACAUGAGCUUCUGCCAUCUGUUGGGGUAGAACCAAAUGAGAGUGGUUCAGGAACCCGAGCAACUUCAUUUGUACAUGCACAAGAGGAUGACCUGAGGGUCAAAGUUGAACCUGUCCAGUGGUGGGAUGUCUGUAGAAGGUCAGAUUGGCCUGAAAGGGAGGAAUGCCUUCCUGAAACCACCUAUGAUGGACAUGAUGCUACUGACAUCAGUCCAAAUAAAUCAUCUUGUGAUGAUGUUUAUGGAAUGGAUCUUCUGGACAUCGAUGACAAUAUGGGGGGACAAAAGGCUACAAAAACUUAUUCCGUAAAGCCUCAUGAGAGGUCCUAUUGGUACCUUUCAAAUGCGGAGGUGCAAGUGAGUUCAGGGAGGCGACCAAUAUGGCAGAAUGCCAAGGUUUCUUUCUACACGAUAGAUUCUCCCAGAGUUAAUAGGUCUUUUGGAGGAGAGUUUGAAAUUGAAAAGAUCCCAACCCAUGAAGUUGAAAUUAGACAGAAAGAAUUAUUGCCUGUUUUUGACCAUUUCCAUAGCAUCAAGUCAGGCUGGAAUGACAGGUGACAGAUACUCUUUUCUUU